ACUAGGCCACCACGCGGGCCCCCUAAUCCAAACUACCGUACACGCUCGCUCAAACUGAACGAAACCCCAAACAACUCGCCGGCGACGACUGCGUCGGCGAGCUCCGCAGAGGCGAUGGAGGACGAGGGGGAGGCGAGGCCGAUGGCGAGGGCGAAUCCGUGGGUGGUGGGGGAGUACGAGAUGCAGAGGAUGGUGGGGAAGGGCUCGUUCGCCGAGGUGUUCCUCGCCGCGCACCGCCGCACCGGCGCGCCCGUGGCGGUAAAGGCGAUCGACCGCGAGCUCGUCGACAAGCGCGUGCACGACGGCAUCCUCCAGGAGAGGGAGAUCCUAAACAGCUUCGACCACCCCAACAUCCUCCGCCUCCUCGACACCAUCGACACAGGGAAGGUGCUGAACCUGGUGCUGGAGUACUGCGAUGGAGGGGACCUCGAUUCCUUUUUGAACAAGCACGGGCGGCUGCCGGAGGCAACCGCAAAGGACUUGAUGCGGCAGCUCGCGGAAGGGCUGAAGGUGCUGAGGGGGAGGAACAUCGUGCACCGAGACCUCAAGCCGCAGAACCUUCUACUAUCAACUAAUGGUGAUGCCAUCAUAUUGAAAAUUGGUGAUUUUGGGUUUGCAAGGUCUCUGAUGCACGAAAAUUUAGCUGCCACAAUAUGUGGGUCGCCAUUGUAUAUGGCCCCAGAAAUUUGGCAAGGGAAGGACUAUGAUGCAAAGUCAGACUUGUGGAGUGUUGGGGUCAUUCUUUUCCAGCUAGUCACAGGGAAGUUGCCAUUUUCUGGGAGUAACUAUUAUCAGCUGCGCCAAAACAUCCUGGCUUCCGAUGAACUUAGUUUCCCUUCAGAAAUUGAAGCUGAUUUAUGUCCUGAUUGCAUUGACUUGUGCAGAAGGCUCCUUCGCCGUGAUCCAAUGAAGAGAAUAAGCUUUGAGGAAUUCUUCAAUCACAAGUUUUUGGCAACAACAAGGAAACGCGAACUUAUCAGUGAGUCCCAUCAUGCUGUUGAUUUAAGGGAUACAUGCCAGAACACCUCUUCUGUUGUCCUCAAAGCAAAGUCUGGAAGUGUGGAUUCAAAAAAUUCAAAAAUAUUUGAUUCAUGGGAGUGGAUAGAGCGAGAAUAUGUACUAGUUCCGGUAAACUGUACUUCUAUAGAGAUGAUGUCUUCUCUCGAGAAGUCCACAAAAGAUGAUACAGGUCCAAGAACUGCCAUCUAUGAUAGGUCCACUGGCAAAGGGUCUGUUCAGAAUCAAAACAGAGACUUGAUCCGUAGAGUUAUUGCUGUACAAAACCAUGGAUGUACUUCAGUGUCUAUUUCCCAGGAGUCAACCACUGCAGAAGAUAGAAGAGAGAAGCAGCCUGAUUAUCACUUGAGGCUUCACAUUCUGAAUCAAUAUGUUGUUGUUCUUACAGAACUUGCUCGGGAGAAGCUUUUUAAAGGGCUGGACCUGGAGGCAUUAUCAGUUGAACUCGUAUUAUUAGCUAUCUGGAAAGAGGCACUUGAUGCAUUUAGCUUAUUCAUGGAUGCAUCAGAUGAUGAAAGUUUCUCUAAAUCUGGUCAAGAACAUUUCCUGCCUAAGAGUGAUCGCUCAUCUCUGAAUGUAGUGCGAGGAUUGGAUUUCACUAGGCCAGUUUCUGUUUGUUCCUGGGUUGAAAGUGGGUUCAUGAAGGCAUAUGAUCGUGCAGAGAAGAUAUCGCAUAGAUUGCGGGAGAACAAUGAUAACACCGAGAUGCCAGAUGCAAUGGAUAUCAUAUUCCAAAAUGCUUUAGAAUAUGGGAAAAGUGGCGCUGCAAAUGAAGUCUUGGGACAUCAAAGUAGAUCAGUGGCGCUAUACUCAAAAGCUAUCAUCUUGCUCACAUUUAUAUCGCAGGAAGCACCUAUUUUGCCACUAAAUCCACCGUUUUCCCUUUCACCAUCGAAUCAGCAACGCAUCCAUAGGUACAUAGCUAAUUUGAAGAGUCAUCUCUGCAGUGCUCAGGUUGCUGGACAACAGCAGAGAUCAGUCCACAAGGACUGAAAGAUUAAUUAUUCGCAUCGCGGCAAAGCUUGGCUUUGUUCCCGUGUAGCAUUAGUCCAUCCCUCCACCCCCUUUUUGUCUAGGAGGUGUUUAGUGCAUUGGUGAGCUUCUGAUGGCAUGAACUUUUGUAUAUAACACUGCUUUAUGGUCGUCUUAUUAUAUCAUGUUUGAAUGACCUUAGACUUGCUAUAUUUGUAUAUUCAAUAUGUGAAUCUGUAAAUAUAAAUUGUUCAGACCUUUCUUUAACUGCCUUGCGGUCAA
Phragmites australis (common reed) is the source of this 2271-nucleotide messenger RNA. RefSeq names its product serine/threonine-protein kinase ATG1a-like. Gene Ontology annotation, cellular component: autophagosome; cytoplasm. Bases 115 to 2010 code for a protein of 631 amino acids. Lineage: Eukaryota; Viridiplantae; Streptophyta; Magnoliopsida; Poales; Poaceae. Gene Ontology annotation, biological process: autophagosome organization; protein autophosphorylation; peptidyl-serine phosphorylation. The record is from RefSeq and is a predicted model, not a curated record. The transcript is spliced from 13 exons. Gene Ontology annotation, molecular function: ATP binding; protein serine/threonine kinase activity.